AAAGACUUUUGGACGAAGGAAGGCGAAGUAGGACAACUAUGGAACAAAUUGUUCAAAGCAAUAAUUAGUACAGAUGCUAAUAGCACUGCAAAGGGAUGUGAUAAAAUGGAUGAUGGCAGUGCCAUCAGUGGCACUGCCAAUGGUCAGAGGGAUGCCACUAACCCAGAAAAGGCGGCAUGCAAUUAUUUGCAUGCCGGUUUUGAAAAACUGAAGCAACUUUCACAGAACGGAACAUCCCAAACCGGUAACGACAACAUCCUGGAUAAGAACCCACUGUUGAAACAAACAGUGGGCUGCUUACUUCUGAAGUUAUAUGCAAAACAAAUGGAAGAAAAAUCAACUUGUCUUAUCGAUUCCGGUUUAAAGAAGGCUUUUGACACUGCUGGUAAAGCUUUAAGUGGUAAUUGCAGUUGGGAAGAUGAAUUGGACAAAUGCAAUGUGACCAUUGACAAAAACUCUGUCCCUGUAAAGAGCAAAGUGGAUCCAGUACUCACAUCAAAUGAGCUAAGCAUAGAAUCCCUCACUACACACAUGAAUGAAAUGAGGACUUUAUGUGAACAACUCCAAUGUGCCACAUCCAAUUGGUUCAAAAAGCACAACAACAACCAAUCGGGGAGUGGUAGUCCAACGAAGACUUGGUGUAACUUUUGGGAUGACGCCGUCAAAGCAACAUUGCAAAAAAUGUUCAACAAGAUCGAUUCCGAUGGAAGGAACACCAAGGAUGGUUUAUGCACCAACUUUGGUGAUGAUAAUCCUGAUAGUGUUGAAAGAAAGGCUUGUAAUCAUAUCACAGCAGGUUUAGAACACAUUAAAACACUUAGUGGUAGUGGUGUUAGUGGUCAAGACAACCAACUGCUUCAUCAAGCAGUUGGUUGCAUUGCUCUUAACAUGUACGCAGAUAAAAUAAUCGAAUUGACGGCGAAAAAUUGUCCCAUUGAUAAGGAAAGAAUAAAAGAAAUGUUCAAUAAAUGGAAUAGUGAAAGUAAAAAUUCGUGUCAGAAUAGUGCUAAUAAUAAUGAUUGUUUUCAAUGCAAGAGGGAAGAAUCUUAUAACAGUUGCCAGCUGAGCGUCGGGGACGCUCUGCUGGCAACAUCACAAAAUGUAACUUGCAAUACUAACGCUACUAAAGUGAAGACUAAAAUGGAAGGUCUCCUCCUCAACGACGACCCAUCCAAAUCCAUCUCCGAAGUGAAGUCUACCUUAUCCGAAAUCACUAACAUGAACAACUCUUUCUGUACUCAACUCCAAUGUGCAGCAAAACAAUACUACGCAAAAGUCAAAGGCCCUGGUGCAAACAGCACCGAUGUAAAAUGG
Messenger RNA from Plasmodium knowlesi strain H, 1314 nucleotides. Its product is annotated as SICAvar, type I (fragment). The transcript is spliced from 2 exons. Lineage: Eukaryota; Apicomplexa; Aconoidasida; Haemosporida; Plasmodiidae. The annotation marks the transcript as partial. The record is from RefSeq and is a predicted model, not a curated record.